CAAUUCAAAGAGCAUUUACACUUGAGUGCGGACCGACCCAGGCCGGAUCGGGUUACUUUAAAGUUCUAAUGUGCUCCGGCUAGAAAGUAUACUUGAGGCCUAUAAUUAAACACAUCUCCCAUCCCCAAAAAAAGAAAAGAAAAAAAUAAAUAAAUUAGAGUAACGAUGGGCUGCUGUGGCGGUGACGACGACGAAGCACCACCACCGCCACCACCGCAACCACCCGUGCUAUCCCCGCCUUCAGAACUUCUCGAACCGCCGAAGUCAAUUCUCCACCAAAUUUCACCCUCCGCCGCCGCGGCCAUCACAAUCUCCCCGAUGAAUUCCAACUUCUCGGCUCUCUUAUGCAAGGACACUCUCCGCACAAUCCUGGGGAAGCUGCCUCUCACCGACCUCGCCACUUCGGCCUGCGUUUGCCGCCUCUGGCGAUCGGUGGCGUCCGACGGUGAGAUGCAGAUUCGUGCCUUCAUGACUCCAUGGAAGCUCGGAAGUGUCAUCGGAAAACCUAGCUCCGGCGUCUUCUGGCGGGACAAUUCACUCUCUAAAUUCGCCAUUUCUCACCGUGUUUCGCGUGCCGACUCCAUCGCUAGCCUGGCUGUUAAGUACUCCGUUCAGGUUAUGAACAUAAAACGCUUAAAUAACAUGAUGAGCGAUCACGGUAUAUACUCCAGGGAGCGGCUGCUAAUCCCUGUAAGCAAACCAGAAAUUCUCGUGAAUUCGACAUGCUACAUAGAAGUGGAUACCCAUGCAAAAAGGGAGGUGGCGGUUCUGUAUCUUGAUGGUGGGCCCCACGGGAAUCUUGCCCCCCUUUCGAAUAGUCCGACCACUGAGCGAGGCAAAAGAAGGGUGAUUGAGUCGUUGAAGAGGAGCAUGAAUGUGGAUGAUGGCACCGCUCAAUACUACUUGGCUAUAUCGAACGGUGAUCCACGAGCCGCUCUCUCACGAUUCUCCGAAGAUGUCACGUGGGAGAGGCAGGUUAGUUUCACAUAGUAAUAUUUCUAUUGCUGUUAAAAAAGAAAAAAAAGGAAAAAAAAUAAAAACCCGACUUGUUUCUGUUCGGGAUUGUUGAACGAGGAUGGAAUUUGCAGCAUUGGGUUUUCAUCGGUGUUUUAUUGCUGUAGACUUCAUAUCUCGGGCUUACUGGAAUUUUCCGUUGCCUUUGCCCAAAGUAACAAGGGGGGGAAGUCAUCUCUUGAUGUUAUAUUGUGUAGUACUUGAAUAAAAUUUGUUGUGUAAGGAAGAGAACCCAAUGUAUAGUUUUGUAUUAUAUUGAGCUCGUGUUUCGACAAUUAUCAACAAUUUGUACAGGUACCUCGGCGUCUAUUUUAUAUCGAUUUGUAUAUUAAAUUCAAUG
This is a messenger RNA of Erythranthe guttata (spotted monkey flower), 1354 nucleotides long. The record is from RefSeq and is a predicted model, not a curated record. Lineage: Eukaryota; Viridiplantae; Streptophyta; Magnoliopsida; Lamiales; Phrymaceae.